UACGGCCACGUAAACCACGGUAUGAAAACGUCAGGGGAACGAAAGCACAAGUGCGAAUUAUGCGGUAAAUCAUACAAAAAGAAGCAUCAUCUCGCGACACAUCGCCACAUGCAUACGGGCGAGAGGCCCUAUCAUUGCAGCAUAUGUGGUAAAUCAUUUUCAAGAAAGAAUAACCUUGAUGUACAUCGCCGCACUCACACAGGCGACAAGCCCUACCAUUGCAGCAUAUGUGGUAAAUCAUUUGUACAGAAGGCUCAUCUCGAUGCACAUCGCCGCACUCACACAGGCGAGAAGCCCUACCAUUGCAGCACAUGUAGUAAAUCAUUUUCAACACAGGGAAGUCUCCAUGUACAUCGCCGCGCUCACACAGGCGAGAAGCCCUUCAAGUGCACGACAUGCACAAAGUCCUUCACACACCGAGGACAUCUUCGUGUACAUGAACGUACUCAUACGGGCGAGAGGCCCUUCAAGUGCACGACAUGCACAAAGUCCUUUACAGACCGAGGACAUCUUCGUGUACAUGAACGUACUCAUAAGGGCGAGAGGCCCUUCAAGUGCACGACAUGCACAAAGUCCUUCACACACCGAGGACAUCUUCGUGUACAUGAACGUACUCAUACGGGCGAGAAGCCCUUCAAGUGCACGACAUGCACAAAGUCCUUCUCACACCGUGGAAAUCUUCGUGUACAUGAACGUACUCAUACGGGCGAGAGGCCCUUCAAGUGCACGACAUGCACAAAGUCCUUCACACAUCAAGGACAUCUUCGUGUACAUGAACGUACUCAUACGGGCGAGAAGCCUUAUAAAUGCAAGAUGUGUGAGUAUUCAUCAACCACAUCGUCAGAUCUUAAAAAGCAUCAACGUACGCACAGAAACAAGAAACCGUGAGCCUGCCGAAAAAGGAACAAUAUCACUUCUACUGACGAUGCAUCAAUGAGCAACUCCACAUUCACGCAGCUCUGUAUCCCUUCUC
Messenger RNA from Rhipicephalus sanguineus (brown dog tick), 973 nucleotides. RefSeq names its product oocyte zinc finger protein XlCOF6-like. Bases 22 to 888 code for a protein of 288 amino acids. The transcript has a single exon. NCBI's taxonomy places the organism in Eukaryota, Metazoa, Arthropoda, Arachnida, Ixodida, Ixodidae. Gene Ontology annotation, biological process: regulation of transcription by RNA polymerase II. The record is from RefSeq and is a predicted model, not a curated record. Gene Ontology annotation, molecular function: DNA-binding transcription factor activity, RNA polymerase II-specific; RNA polymerase II cis-regulatory region sequence-specific DNA binding.